Molecule: messenger RNA, 2691 nt
Organism: Vespula pensylvanica (western yellowjacket)
Lineage: Eukaryota; Metazoa; Arthropoda; Insecta; Hymenoptera; Vespidae
Gene: nop5
Product: nucleolar protein 58
Exons: 4
Coding region: 146-1912 (588 amino acids)
Cellular component (GO): small-subunit processome; box C/D methylation guide snoRNP complex
Molecular function (GO): snoRNA binding
Source: RefSeq, a predicted model, not a curated record
CCUUCCUUUCUCUUUUUACUCUGUGACUCGAAGAGGCUUGGUUUCGGCGAAUAAGUUCCGACUUUAUAAUAAUUCGUGAAAUAUAAAUGAGUGUGUGAAUUAUUACUUAAUUUUAUGUGUAUAUUUUAAACUAAACAAAGAAAAUAUGUUAGUUCUCUUUGAAACUCCGGCGGGAUACGCAAUAUUUAAGUUACUCGAUGAAAAGAAAUUAACAGAAACAGAAAAUUUGUUUCUAGAUUUUGAAACACCAGAAGCAGCAAAUAAAAUUGUCAAAUUAAAACAUUUUGAAAAAUUUGAGGAUACUACAGAAGCUCUUGCUGCUACAACAGCUGCUGUAGAGGGAAAACUUUCUAAAUCUUUAAAAAGAACCCUUAAGAAACAUUUUUCAGAGCUUCAAGAAGAAUUAGCAGUGGCUGAUGCCAAAUUAGGGAAUGCAAUAAAAGAUAAACUUAGUUUAUCUUGUGUGAGCAAUACAGCAAUACAAGAACUAAUGAGAUGCAUUCGAAGUCAGGCAGAUGGAUUAUUAGCUGGUUUGCCCAAGAAAGAAAUGACAGCCAUGGCCUUGGGUUUAGCUCAUAGUCUUUCUAGAUAUAAGUUAAAAUUUUCACCUGAUAAAAUAGAUACCAUGAUAGUACAAGCUGUUUGUUUACUAGAUGAUUUAGAUAAAGAAUUAAAUAACUAUGUAAUGCGUUGUCGUGAAUGGUAUGGCUGGCAUUUCCCAGAACUUGGUAAAAUUAUAACAGACAAUAUUGCAUUUGUACGAAGCGUGAAAAUAAUUGGAACAAGAGAGAAUACAAUAAAUACAGAUUUAUCUGAUAUUUUGCCUGAGGAUAUCGAAGAGAAAGUUAAAGAAGCUGCUGAGAUAUCAAUGGGAACUGAAAUUUCAGAAGAUGAUAUCUUGAAUAUUCAACAUUUGUGUGAUCAAGUCAUAGAAAUUUCACAGUACAGAGCACAAUUAUAUGAUUAUCUUAAAACCAGAAUGAUGGCAAUGGCACCUAAUUUAACUAUUCUAGUUGGAGAACUGGUGGGUGCUCGUUUAAUUUCACAUGCAGGUUCUCUUAUCAAUCUUGCUAAACAUCCUGCUUCCACUGUACAAAUUCUUGGCGCAGAGAAAGCACUUUUUCGAGCAUUAAAAACCAAGAAAGACACUCCAAAAUAUGGUUUAAUUUACCAUGCACAGCUUGUAGGACAAUGUUCUGUCCAGAAUAAAGGAAAAAUGUCUAGAAUGCUUGCAGCAAAAGCUUCUUUAGCAACAAGAGUCGAUGCAUUAGGAGAAGAUGUAAAUUUUGAUCUUGGUACUGAACAUAAAGCUAAAUUAGAAAGUCGAUUAAGAGUACUUGAAGAAGGAAAUUUACAUAAAAUUAGUGGAACUAGUAAAGCAAAAAGUAAAUUUGAAAAAUACCAUUUCAAGAGUGAAGUUGUACAAUAUCCAAUAGCUGCAGAUACAACUCUUACAAGUAAUAAGAGAAAAUAUUCUGAUAUAGAAGAUAAGACAGUAACUGAAGAAAGUGAAACACAAAUGAGCAAAGAAAUUCCAAAAAAGAAAAAAAAGAAAGAUAUUGAGGAUAUUGAAGGAUCCUCACAAAUACAAAAUGUAGAAAAAGAUGGAAAUGAACAAGAAAUUACACCCAAGAAAAAAAAUAAAAAGGUCAAGCAGGAAUCCAAGCAGCAUGAAGAAACAAGUGAAUCUACAAUUGCGAAAAUAGAAGAAGAUACAAAUGUUGUUGCAACCCUAAGUGAACCACAGGAUGAAAGUAAUGUUUCAGAGUCUAAGAAGAAGAAAAAAAAGAAGAAAGAAAAACAUGUUGUGGAAACACAAGGGACUUCUAUUUCAAUAGAAGCAGCAGAGGGUGAAUCAGUUUUGACAGAGAAGAAAAAGAAAAAGAAAAAAAAAAUACAACAAGAUGAAUAACUUUCAUUGAAAGUUUUCUUUAGAUUUAUAUGUGUUUAUAUCUAUAUAAACAGUUUAAAGGAUUGAUCAUUAAUACAUUGGGUGCUCAACACAUUUCAAAUGUGACUCUGGAGGUGUACAAAAGUCCAUAAACACCCCAGGUGAAGUUUAUGACUUGCUUCCAGUUUUUCCCAGGUAAGCAGAGGUAAAUAAAAAUUAUUUUUUAUAGUUUCUUAACAAAUAUUUUUUAUUCAUUUACUUAUCCGCGAUAAUAUCUCGUUAAAUGUAUUUAGUGACAUCUAACAAAAGCUAUCUGCCAUAAAUCGCGAUUCACUCUUAUAUUAUGUCUAACUUUUUCUAUCUUUUGCUUGUUGUAAGGUAAUGUGAUUUCUUUAAUAUUUUAUUUGUAUUUCACAUCACUAGCAAAGUAAUGUAAAGCAACAUAUAAUAUAUUGCAUAUAUUAUAUAGCAGAACCACAAUUACACUUUGUUUACUUCUCAGAAUAUCAUUUAAAAUCAAUAUAAUUUUUUAUAAUCUUAUUUUAAAUAUAUGUUCAAUGCAUUAAACAAAUGAAACUUUAAUUAUUUUCAGUCAGUAUAUAAUAAAUACCCUUAACAAAAUCUUUCUUGCUUGAGUAAAAACUAUUAAAGCAUUUAUAGGUAAUGAGGUCUCUGUGAAAACACAUCUACUACAAAUUAGUGACGCGAUACUCAAAGUGUUAAAGGUAUCAUCGCAAUGCAAAUAAGAGUUUGAUUUUAUUUUAUAAAUUAUAAAUAUACUGCAGAAAAAACUUUCCAAU